UGAUAUGUACGAGGAGUUCCCGUCCGCGCCUUCGAGGACUUCGGUGCGGACCUACUCGACAUUCGGCAGGCCGCCUACCCCUGCGCCGCCCCCUGCGCACAAUACAGCGCCGCGCACCGCUGCUGGAGAAGCGCCUCGUAUGACUGCUGCGGACCUUCGUCAACUCUUUGGAGAAGCGCCGCGCAUCGUUGGCGGUGACGCUCCCCGCGUCUUCGGAGGUGACGCACCUCGCACCUCUGGCGGAGAGGGCCCUCGCAACCCUACCGGCCAGUCCAUGUUCGGUCUUCCGCAUGGAAACUCGACCGGAGGAGGCCUACAGACUUGGUCGGACUUCGUAGCCGUUCAGGGAGACAGAGUCCCGAAGGCGGGACCAUCGCAGGGCUUCAAUGCGAGGCCGUCGCAAGGUCUUCCUGCAGGCACCUCGCAAGGCCUGAACGCAGGCACCUCGCAAGGCUUGAGCGCAGGGCCCUCCUCGGGCGCCAAUCUCGGUUCCUUCCGGGGCGUCAACGCAAGCACCACGCAGGGCCUCACUACGGGCGUGCCCCUCCCUCCUGCUUUCAGCCUAUUCUCCAACGCCGGUAACGCCAAUUUGUCGACUCAGGCGGGUUCCAGGUUCCCUUGAGCGUGUUUUUGGCGUGAUCAAGUCGACGAACGGGAGAUGUUGAGGUGGAAGAACGAGAGAUGCGCAGGAUGGGCACGAGAGCUACACUUGUACGAUAUAAUGUGGGCAGUGAGACAGAACGCAGGUUUUGGAUGCUUUUUGAAUACGGAUUGACGACAAUGCUAUUUAAAUCUGCGA
This is a messenger RNA of Schizophyllum commune H4-8, 799 nucleotides long. RefSeq lists its product as uncharacterized. The record is from RefSeq and is a predicted model, not a curated record. The transcript has 2 exons. NCBI's taxonomy places the organism in Eukaryota, Fungi, Basidiomycota, Agaricomycetes, Agaricales, Schizophyllaceae. Bases 5 to 622 code for a protein of 205 amino acids.